GAAGGCACCCUGGGCGGUAUGGCGGGUUGGUGGCGUGUGUUUCCACGCGCGGCGCAGCGCUAUCCGUGGCCCACCAACGUGCUGCUCUACGCCGGCCUCUUCUCGGCGGGUGAUGCGCUGCAGCAGCGGCUGCGGGGAGGCCCGGCCGACUGGCGCCAGACGCGCCGCGUGGCCACCCUGGCCGUAACCUUCCAUGGCAACUUCAACUACGUGUGGCUGCGUCUUCUGGAGCGCGCGCUGCCGGGCCGCGCGCCGCGCACGGUCCUGGCCAAGGUGCUGUGCGACCAGACUGUCGGUGGGCCCAUUGUCCUGUCGGCCUUCUACGUCGGUAUGAGCAUUCUCCAGGGAAAGGAUGACAUAUUUUUGGACCUGAAGCAAAAAUUCUGGAAUACAUAUAAGAGUGGUCUGAUGUACUGGCCCUUUGUGCAGCUGACCAACUUCAGCCUUGUCCCUGUGCACUGGAGAACAGCGUACACAGGACUGUGCGGUUUCCUCUGGGCCACCUUCCUGUGCUUUUCCCAGCAGAGCGGUGAUGGCACAGUGAAGUCUGUGUUCAUCUUCUAUCGCAGGAAGGAGGCGAGUGACAGGCCCCCCGAGGAGUGAGGAGUCCAGGACUCCCUAGAGACUUGGUUUUGUUUCUCCAUUGCUCUCGGUCACCUGCAGCAGGCCUGCGUCACCAACCAGUUAUUAUGGGUUCCAUCAUGAAGAAUUCCUUUUCCAUAGGCCAACUUGUUUUGAAAUUAUCAAUGAUUUUUUUUUAACUGUUAUCCAAACCUUUCCCAUUCAUUCCAGCCUGAAAGUCUUCCUUCCACGUUUUCACGUCUCUAGUGCUUUGGCUAAAAUUACAAGUGACAGGUGACAUUUUGAAGUUAUUAAUAUUUCUAUUCUAAUAUUAUAAGGCCAGUUGAGUUUUUAAAAACCUCCAGUUUUGAUUGUUUAUAUUUCUAGCCUAAACUCUCAGGCUAUUUCUUACACUUGAUCAAAUUGCCUUUUGUCCUUACAGUUCAGUUUCUAUCUGUAUAGAGUUCAGUCAAGACAUUUGAAUAAUAAGCCUCCCCAGAUAUCGUUAAUAAUUUAUUACAUCAACACUGAAGUUGUUUGUUUCUUUCUUUUUUGAGGCAGAGUUUCUGUCCUGGAACUGGCCUCUAACUCACAGAGAUCCACUUGCCUAAGUUCUUUAAGCAGAUGCUUUUAUCUUCAGAAAAGGAACAGUGUUGGGCAUCUUCUGGAUAGAAUAUUUAUUGUUACUAUCUAUUUUCUAAAGGUAGGGUCUCUCUUUGUGUAGCUCAGGCUACCCUGGAACUCAGCCUAGUGCAUGCUGAGGUUAUAGGCAUGCGCCACCAUGCCUUGCUCUCCUGAUGUUCUACCGUCCAAGCACAGUACUCUUUAAUUGAUAGCUUCCAGCUCUGCAAAGAAAAAAUUGACCAACGCACCCUAAUUCAUACAUAUAGGAAAUAAAAUAUUUGAUUUCUUAAUUACAGUAAGUGAAAAUUCUAGAAAACGAAUUACUUCCUUCCUCUCUAAGGAAUAAUGCUAAUCCAUUUUGUAUCAGUGUACACAGUUUGCAAUAGUCCUCUUGCCUCUGGGAGGAUUACUUUUUCUAAAUGCUGGUACUAUAGGCAUGAGCCCAUGCCUGACUUGUGUGUGUGUGUGUGUGGUACUAGGGAUAGAUCCCAAGGUCCUGUGCAUGCAAGCCAAGUGCUCUGUCGCUAGCUGUACCCCAGGAUGCUAACAGGAUUCUUUCAUAAUUCAGCGCUUUAAAGUGAACACAAGAAACAUCAGCCAGGCCGGGCGGUGGUGGCGCACGCCUUUAAUCCCAGCACUUGGGAGGCAGAGGCAGGCGGAUCUCUGUGAGUUCGAGACCAGCCUGGUCUACAGAGCUAGUUCCAGGAAAGGCUCCAAAACCACAGAGAAACCCUGUCUCGAAAAAAAAAACCAAAAAAAAAAAAAAAAAAAAAAGAAACAUCAGCCAGCCUUUCACAUCUACUCAGCUUGUCUCAUCUCAGCCAGCCACCAUCAGGUUUGCAAAGUGUGUAAACAACCGGAUAGGGAGGUGUGCUCCAGUCUGCUCGGGAGACUCGUGGAGGGGGACCACUCCAGCCCAGGAGUUCAAGACCGAACUGGACAAAACAGCAAGUCUCUGUCCCCAAACCACAAAGAUUGACAUUUCAGCAGUCUCACCUACAGAUUGCAUAUGGUUCCGCUGCCGGUACAGCAUACUUGACAGAUGUUAAGAUGAAAAACACUGACUUCAGAGUUUGUCUGGAGAAAGUAUAUUUAAGAUCAUUUUUAGAAUUCAUACUUCAAUUUCUAAGCAAAUAAUUUAUAUGGUUUGUGAUAUGUUGGUAUAAAUUAUGAGCAUGCACCUUCUAGGGGUCUAAGUUAUUGAACUGUAACGGGUAUUAAUGCCCUUUGCAUUAGGGCAGUAGUAAGAACAAUUCCUGAUGACUGUAUGCUUUUGAAAGUUGGGUGGCUGUGGUCUGCCUGCAAUCUCAGUGCUCAGAAGGUGGAAAUGGGAUUCUCCGGAGCAAGUUAGCUCAGCUUGACCAGCUAAAUGGAAUCCAUGAACUCAGGGUUUAGCAGGAGAUAUUGUAUCAAUGUAGUGUUUGAAUGAGAGUGGCUCAUGGAUUUGAAUGCUUACUCAUCAGGGAGGGGCACUCUUUGAAAGGAUUAGAAGGCAUGGCCGUGGAGUGGGUGUGGCCUAGAGGAGGAAGUGUGUCCCUGGGGGUGGGAUUUGGGGUUUCUGAAGCUCAAGUCAGGUCCAGUGUCUCUCCCUGUUGUCUGUGGAUCCAGAUGUAGAACUCUCAGCUACUUCUUCAGCACCAUGUCUGCCUGCCUGCCACUAUGCUCUCACCAUGAUGCUGAAGGGUGCAGGCAAAAGCACCUUGGCCCAAAUACUGCCAUUUUGUCUUUAGACUCGAUUUUACUUGCAAGGUGAAAUGAAGUUCAGGUUCCCAAGCCCUAGGGGAACUGAGAACUUUCCAAUGGCUGACCCGCCUCCUCCCUAAACCACAGAAACAUGUGUCCUCUGGUUGUACACCUUUAGCUCUUUAGAAACAUUGUGGCUGUUCCUAACCACAGAAAGAACAAAUGAAUCUGACUGGUUGGAUUGAAAGCCUUGCAUUGUAUAUUAAUUUACAACGAUGGAACGUACAUCCAAGGAGGUCCCUAAUCCUGAUUGGUGAAAAUUGUAACUGCAACUUGGCAACAGAUAUUUGUGAUUUCACUGCAUAUAUUAUUUUUCGCCACUACUGCCUCUACUUAGUGCAGUUAGGGGAGUCCUUGUCCUGUAGCCCUGAUCAGUCAGCUUAUGUGGUGAUUUAAUAAAAUCUUUGGAACCUGUAAAUGCAGUCUCUUUCCUUCUUCAUGGAGCAUAAUGGGCUAAGUGUAACACAAUUAUGGACCAAACCUCUGGAACUGUAAGCAAGCAUCAAGUCACAAUUAAAUGCUUUCUCUCUCUUUUGUUUUGUUUUUUUGUUUUUUCAAGACAAGGUUUCUCUGUAGCUUUGGAGCCUGUCCUGGAACUGGCCCUGAACUCACAGAGAUCCACCUGCCUCUGCCUCCCGAGUGCUGGGAUUAAAGAUGUGCGCCAUCACCGCCUAGCAAAUGUUUUCCUUUCUAAGAGCUGCUGUGGCCAUGGUGUCUCUUCACAGCAAUACAACAAUGGCUAAGUCAACUAGCAAUGUGGAGAGAGAUCAAAGAAAGACAUCAUAUGUCAACCUUUGGCUUCCAUGUGCACACACAUACCUGUGAAUGUCCAUACACAUAUAUGCAUACUAUCUUCACAUACAUACACACAAAUAUAUGCAAAUAGUUAUAAUAUAUGUAAUAUGUGUAAAUAUAUAGACACUGAAUGUACUUAGGGGGUUGGGAUGUAGCUCAGUGGUACAGCUCUUGCCCAGGAGUUAUUCAAAGAAGGAGAGGAGGGAAGAAGAAACGGUGAACUGGGGCAAGGAAAGAGGGAAGAAAGACUAAUGUAA
Molecule: messenger RNA, 3980 nt
Organism: Chionomys nivalis (European snow vole)
Lineage: Eukaryota; Metazoa; Chordata; Mammalia; Rodentia; Cricetidae
Gene: Mpv17l
Product: MPV17 mitochondrial inner membrane protein like
Exons: 4
Coding region: 19-603 (194 amino acids)
Cellular component (GO): membrane; cytoplasm
Source: RefSeq, a predicted model, not a curated record